GUGCACCUGACCAAUCUGCAUUCAUUCUUUUUGUAUAAAAAAGAAGAAAAAGUUAGUACAUCAGAAAAAAUUGAAUAGCACCAACAAACAAUGACAAUUCUCUCUGAGCUCUUAUAUCAGCUUUAUGUGAAAACAAUAGUCCUAUUUACAUAUAUGCUAAUCGAACUUAUCCUUGUCAUUUGUUACCUAAAGUCAACAAAAAAUCCAAUUACCACAACCCAAUACCUCAAUUUCAUUGAAGAGAAGAACCCCACAACAAGGUUGAAGAAGCUUGCAGCAGAGCACAUAGAUUGUAGGGUAUGUUUAUCUGAGUUUGAGGAAGGGGACAUUGUUAGAAGCUUGAACUGUGAACACACAUUUCAUAAGGAUUGUUUGGACAAGUGGUUCUUGCAAGAACAAUAUUGUGCUACUUGUCCACUUUGCAGGAACAAAGUUUUGUCGGACGAUGUUGUUUCCAAGUAUUGUUUGCUUCAAAAUCAGUGAUGGAAUCCUAUCUCUUGCAAGAUUUUGGAAAUGGCACUGUUUUGAUUUUUGGAGUCCGCAUUAAAGCUAAAUUUCCAUCUGAAAGAGGUGAUUUGGUCCAGUUGCUAUGCGUAGUAGAUGGACAUGAAAAUUCUUUAUGAAGACCCUCCUUUGAUAAAAUGUAGGGGAAGCAGUUAAGAAUUUGAUGCAUGAUAAAUUGACUCUUCAUUUUAUUGGUUGCAAAAAUCCUAGGGGUUUGAGCAACUUCUUUAAUGCGACUAGUGCCCACCACCUAGGGUAGACACAUGCAAGAGCACAAGAGUUAGUUGUAUACUCCCUCCGGUCCUAAAUACUC
This is a messenger RNA of Medicago truncatula (barrel medic), 817 nucleotides long. RefSeq names its product probable E3 ubiquitin-protein ligase XERICO. Bases 91 to 483 code for a protein of 130 amino acids. Lineage: Eukaryota; Viridiplantae; Streptophyta; Magnoliopsida; Fabales; Fabaceae. The record is from RefSeq and is a predicted model, not a curated record. The transcript is spliced from 2 exons.